AUGGCACUCUUUUCUCAGACUAGUCAACAGGGUUUUCAGGCUUUGCUGUGGAAAUGUCGUAUGUUCUGGCCUGUUUCAAGAUGUCAACAAUUGUUUGCUGUCUCUCUCAGCAUACCCAAUAGGGGGAAGGUUAGCUUUAUGACGUCUUCCAGUACUGCAUUACCGGUCAAUCCCAGAGGAACUGAUGCCUUUCCUACAAAGAAAAGGUCUGAAAUUGAUUAUGAAGAAAAAGAGUGGGAUGAGGAAACUAAAGAAAUAACUGAAGGGAAACUUGACUUUUCUUACUCUGCUGGAACUCCAAGGAAAUGGUUAAUGAGUCAUGCUCUGUCAAGGCAUAAGUUUAGCAUUGUACAGCCUCCAGAAAAACCUUUGCAGGCUGACGAAUGGAACAGACUGAGGGAAAGCUUUCGAUCACCUGAAAUAUUUGAAGAAGUGAUGUUUAACAAUAUGGUCAGGUGCAACAGCCCUGUUGAUGUGGCUAAGUCCUUGUUGACCCAUGUGGCAAAGAGGAAUGGUGACAUUGCAUAUAAUUUGUUGCUUCAGCAGGGGCAGACUUCAGAAAUUUGUGAUGUGUAUGAUAUAAUGAAAAUCAGAUUUAGGAUUUUAGAAAGUGGGGCUUACAACCUUCUUAUCAGGGGGCUGUGUAAUUCAGAUCAAUGGAAGAUGGCCUUGACUCUUUUGGAAGAAGUAAAAAAGAUCACGAUUCCCUCGCGGACAAACUAUGAAUCCUGUAUCAAAGCAGCCGGCCGUCACCAAGAUAUGAACCUUGCAUUUGAACUUUACCAUGAAAUGUUGACUAAGGAUUUGGUCCCGUCUUUGGAUGUCCUGCAGGCCUUGUUUGACUUCAGCAGGGGUAUGAAAGGUGCUGAGUUACAAAAAGAGCUGUUUGGUAUCCUCUUAUAUUUGAGAGAGAACCAAAUAUAUCCUCACAAAACAUUUAUGCGGAGUAUAAAGCUAUGGUUUGAAAGUAUACCAGGAGGGAACUGGAGAGGACACCUGACCAGCAUCAAAGACAGUGGACAGUGCCCAGUUUGCAACCAUCAGUUGGAGGAUAGUGACCUCACCGAAGAGGAGUAUAAUAAUCUCAGAGAAAGAAUAAUAAGGGAUGUGAUACAUGGAACUGACACUUUUAGAAAGACAAGCCCACAGGAAUUUCAAGCCUUUCAAACAUUUGUGGAAAAUCGACUUCCGUUUGAUAUUGUUAUUGAUGGGCUCAAUGUUUCCCACAUAAAACCCAGAAAGAUGCAGUGUGAAAAU
Messenger RNA from Eurypyga helias (sunbittern), 1257 nucleotides. RefSeq names its product mitochondrial ribonuclease P protein 3-like. Gene Ontology annotation, molecular function: protein binding; ribonuclease P activity. Lineage: Eukaryota; Metazoa; Chordata; Aves; Eurypygiformes; Eurypygidae. The record is from RefSeq and is a predicted model, not a curated record. Gene Ontology annotation, cellular component: mitochondrial ribonuclease P complex. Gene Ontology annotation, biological process: mitochondrial tRNA 5'-end processing; tRNA 5'-leader removal.